AUGGUUCCGCGGUGCCAGGUGGAAGUGCUGUAUUUUGCAAAAAGUGCUGAAAUAACAGGAAUUCGCUCAGAGACCAUUUCUGUGCCACAAGAAAUAAAAGCAUUGCAGCUCUGGAAUGAGAUAGAAACCCGCCAUCCUGGACUGGCUGAUGUCAGAAAUCAGGUGAUAUUAGCUGUUCGUCAAGAGAAGGUGGAGCUUGGAGAUCAGCUCCUCCUGCUUCAGUCAGGAGACGAAACUGCCGUUAUCACCCCCAUUAGUGGAGGGUAG
Molecule: messenger RNA, 267 nt
Organism: Hippopotamus amphibius kiboko
Lineage: Eukaryota; Metazoa; Chordata; Mammalia; Artiodactyla; Hippopotamidae
Product: molybdopterin synthase sulfur carrier subunit-like
Exons: 1
Coding region: 1-267 (88 amino acids)
Biological process (GO): Mo-molybdopterin cofactor biosynthetic process
Cellular component (GO): cytosol
Source: RefSeq, a predicted model, not a curated record